This is a messenger RNA of Linum tenue, 1875 nucleotides long. The record is from the annotation of a GenBank genome assembly. NCBI's taxonomy places the organism in Eukaryota, Viridiplantae, Streptophyta, Magnoliopsida, Malpighiales, Linaceae.
GACCAGUAGGCAGUAACCACAGUCCAAGACCCAAAGAGUGUAGAAAAAUGGCGGAUUUUACCGCCAAUGGACGAAAAUAGUAAGAGCUAUCACUCUCAGGCUUCAGCGACAGCAGAUGGAGGCGGCAGCUUCAGCAGCUCCCCACUCACACUCGCUCCCUUUCUUUUGUCGUCAAACAACUCAUUCUUCCAUUCCACAGAUCGGAAGAAGCCCGACCAAGACUCGAUUUCCUGAUUCAUGGCUUCUCCUUCUUCUACCGACAGCAAUGGUUCAUCAUCAUCAUCCUCCUCGCCGCCGAUCAUCAGCAUGGCUGCAGAUCAUCUCUUCACAGUCCUGCUCCUGCUCCCCGUCGAAUCGAUCCUCUCCUUCGCCGCCACCUGCAAGAGGUUCAGCUCCCUCGCGACUUCGGACGCGCUCUGGGAGUCGGUUUGCGCCAGGGAAUUUGGGGAUUCCUCUGUCCACGCCCUCAGAUCUUCCCUCUUACCCAAUUUCAGAAACGUUGCUGCGAAACCGUGGAUGGCGAUGUACAAGAAGUUGUCACGGCUUGACACCGUGUCCUGCCGCAGGCUUCUCACGGACCCAGAUCAAUUGGAGGGGAUUCCCAGCCCAAGGGCUUCUCACUCGCUCAACUUCAUCUCUGAUUGCUUGGUCCUCUUUGGCGGCGGCUGCGAAGGAGGACGCCAUCUCGACGAGACAUGGAUAACAUAUGUUGGCAGUAACUCUCAAACAACGGUAAAAUGGCAGAAAGUCAGUACAGGGAUCCCCAGUGGUAGGUUUGGGCAUACAUGCAUUGCUAUUGGCAAUUAUGUCAUCCUGUUUGGUGGUAUCAAUGACCGUGGAGUCCGUCACAACGACACAUGGAUUGGGCGAGUGCUAUCCACGGAGAAUAGUGCUGUUGGUGGUGGAAUUACUUUUUCGUGGCGGCUGCUUGAUCUUGAUCUGGGUUCCGCCAGGGCUCCACCACCAAGGGGUGCUCAUGCUGCUUGUUGCUUCGAGAGGAAGAUGGUCAUCCAGGGAGGCAUAGGGCUUUAUGGCCUGAGGUUAGGCGACACAUGGGUUUUGGAUCCAUCAGAAGACUUCUGUUCAGGAACAUGGCGUGAACUGCUGACUUAUCCAGCACCUCCACCGCGAUCAGGGCACUCGAUGACCUGCAUUGGAGGAACCAAAAUGGUUCUCUUUGGUGGAAGAGGGCUGGGGUAUGAGGUCAUGGAUGACUUGUGGCUUCUGCAAAUGUCUGAAGGUGGUGAUCUGAGGUGGGUGCAGGUAAUGUAUGAAAAUCAGAAGGUGCCUCAAGGUGUGUCGCUGAGACGAGUUGGUCAUUCAGCUACAACGAUCUUGGGAGGGCGGCUGCUGAUCUACGGAGGAGAAGAUUCACUUAGGCACAGAAAAGAUGACUUCUUGAUUCUGGACAUCGAGGCGGUUAAGCCUAUCAGAGAGCAGCUGCCACCUCCGGCGUUGAAUACCAGGAGAUUGCAGCAGGCAUUGUCUAGUUUGUGGAAGAGGAUCAAUGUAAAGGGUCACAAACCAAACCGUAGGUCGUUCCAUAGAGCUUGUGGAGAUCAAUCGGGGCGUUAUUUGUACCUGUAUGGUGGGAUGGUGGAUGGUUUGCUUCAGCCUGGUGAAGCUGCUGGUUUGAGGUUUGAUGGGGAGCUCUUUGUUGUAGAACUUUUUCAGUAGCCUUGUAAAUCAUCAGAAAUAAAGAAAGAAAAAGUAAUGAGAUUGCAUCGCCAACUAGCUCCAUCUACAGCAUUGCUGUUGUAGUUUGUGUUUUUCACUCUCGCUGACCACCGACGGGCUGUUGCUUGCUGUAGAAGUCAAAGAUGAAACCUGAAACCUUGUACUUAAGAUCUGAAUAUCGCAACCUUCUAAAAUGAU